AUGCCUGCAAGAACAACCGCCCGUUCUUCGAGGACGUCAGCUGCGCGAAGCUCUGCUGCGUCUCGUACCUCACCGGUCGCCGAACCAGUUGAUACCCCCGACAACGCUCUACGAACCAAAGUAUGUGCUGUCUUUCGUGAUGCACAGAGGACCACGGCGACACACCGCAAGCUUGUUGUGAAUCUACGAAAGAUCCAGGAGUCUUGCGCUUACGAGCCAACAAACCCCGACCAAUCUCAUGCAGAUGAUUUCGACGAGGAUGCUUUUAAUCAAGAAUUUAUACGCUGUGUCAGCAAAAUCAUGCCAAUCAAGAAGUCGGAGAGUGUGGGAGAAAAGUCAAUUAAAUUCACCGGCCUCUUUCUACAGCACGCAAGUGCAAAAGACAAUGAACUUCUUGGAGAGAUUGAUCAAGAUGCGAGUGUCAUGCCAGAGACUCCGAGCACUCGCCUAACCUCACAACUUCUCGAAGCCAUUCUUCCUCUUCUGACCGCCAAGGAUAAGGUGGUCCGCUUCAGGUCGACGCAGCUCAUUUCUCACAUUAUCAACUCGCUCGACGCGAUAGACGACGAUCUCUUCCAGAAACUGCGCCAUGGGCUACUUAAGAGGAUCCGAGACAAGGAGGCCAUGGUCCGCUCUCAAGCGGUGCUGGGUCUUGGUCGUCUUGCAGGAAAUCAGACGGAAGGUUGCACCAACUCUGAUGAUAGCGACGACGACGAUACCGGACUGCUCGAGAAGCUGCUGGAAGUUCUACAGAACGACCCCAAUGCUGAUGUGCGAAGAUCGCUCCUCGUCAACCUUCCCAUCUUACCUGAGACUUUGUCAGUCCUUCUCGAGCGCGCGCGCGAUCAAGAUGCAGCAACUCGAAGGGCUGUUUAUUCCAGACUCCUCCCUGCCCUAGGUGAUUUCCGCCACUUGUCCGUUAAAAUGCGAGAGAAGCUCCUUCGCUGGGGCAUUCGUGACAGAGACGAGAACGUCCGAAAAGCUGCAAGCAGACUGUUCCGCGAGCGAUGGAUUGAGGAUUGCGCGGGUGUACCACCUCAAGAGGAUGGCGUACCUGCAGAACCGGCACCUCCCAACUUUGACGGCCUCCUUGAACUGCUAGAGCGAAUCGACGUGAUCAACACUGGCGUUGAGAACGGCGUUGCACUAGAGGCCAUGAGAGGCUUCUGGGAAGGACGCCCGGACUACCGUGAAACAGUAGAGUUUACUGACAACUUUUGGGAGACCCUAUCUGCCGAGUCUGUCUUCAUGGCCAGGAGUUUCAAUGAUUUCUGCCGCCUCGAAGGCGAUGGCAAGUACCUGAACCUCUUGGAAGAAAAACUCCCCGAGGUCACCAAGCUCGCUUUCUUCUUGGAACGAUACCUUCACGUCCUAACUGCUGCCGUUAAGAGGGUAGCAGAGGCAGAUGACGAAGAUGAAGAAGAAGAAGACACGGUAGAGCAGGAGUUUAUUGUUGAACAACUACUCCAAAUUGCACUGACCCUCGAUUACUCUGACGAAGUUGGACGACGUAAGAUGUUCACCCUGCUUCGACAGGCUAUUUCGAUUCCUGAUUUACCAGACGAGGUCACAAAGCUCGCCGUAGAGACACUUCAGAGUAUCUGUUCGCCAGAUGCUGCCGGAGAGCGAGAAUUCAUAAGCAUUGUCCUAGAGUCAGUAGCAGAUGUCCAUGACACAAUUGUCGACGACCUUCCUGCAGAUGAUGCAGAAGACAGCUUCCAUUCAGCCAGAUCAGAGGUUAGCGGUCAGAGCACGCCAACUAAGGGAAGCAAGCGAGGCGGUUCCCCUGAACUGAGCGAGGAAGAGGCGCGUGAGAAGGCAGUCAGAGAAAUUGUUGUCAACAUGAAGUGCUUGCAUAUCGUCCAGUGCAUGCUCACCCAUGUGGCAAGCAACCUCCAGGACAACACCGAUCUUGUAGCGAUGCUGAAUAACCUCGUUGUUCCAGCAGUUCGAAGUCACGAGGCACCCGUACGGGAACGAGGCCUGGUUUGUCUUGGACUUUGUGCCCUCCAGGAUCGCUCACUUGCCGAGGAGAACCUUAGCUUGUUCAUGCACUUUUUCACCAAGGGUCACACAGCACUCCAGAUCACAGCUCUGCACAUUCUGACCGAUAUUCUCAAUGUCCAUGGUGCCCAGCUCUUAUCGUCAACACCUGGCCUGCUGAAGAUUUACGUCAAAGCUGUCAAGGGUGGUGGCAAGUCACCUGAGGUCCAGGCGGCUGCUACCGUUGCUGCCUCAAAGCUGCUGCUUGGUCGUGUCGUCAGCGAGGAGGAAGCCUGCCAGGAUCUGCUCAAGUCACUCGUCGUUGCGUACUUUGACCCCUCGUCUGCAUCCAACCAGACUGUUCGACAGGCACUCAACUACUUUCUCCCUGUCUUCUGCUUUUCCCGAGAAGAGAACCAAAACCUCAUGCGGUCCAUCGCCCUUGACGCAAUCCAUGCUCUAUUCAAUGUCCGCGAAAGCCUGGAAGAUGAUGAUGUGGAUGUUGACGAGGACAUGGUCAGCAUGACUACCAUCGGAGCUUGCCUCGUCGACUGGACCGAUCCCCGAAAAUGCUACAGAUCUACAAACCUGCUGGAAUCUGACAAGAAGGCGGUCAAUGGUGACGUGCAUCUCGACUUUGCCAUGGAUAUUCUAGAGAAAUUACAAGGCAACAUUACGAAAGAAGAAAAGAAACUCAUCGGUACUCUUCUCGGAAAGCUCCACAUUUCCCCUGGAUCAAGCGAGGAGAAGCUGCGUGAGGCUUACAAUGAAGUCAGCAUCGCAGUGGAAGAAGGCUUGUUAUCUGAUGCCACUAGCCGCAGCGCUCUCUUCAAGCUUCAUGUCAGUUUGGGCAAGAUCGUGAAUGCCCUUGAUGAACAACAACCAGCCCACCGACGUACCAGCAGAAGUACCUCUGUGAUCACAGAUCAUCAAUCACCUGAGGAGGAGAAGACGGUCAUGGAGGAGCCAAGCAUUAAGGAGGAGGAUGAAGAAAGUGAUGACACUGUGGUUCCUAAGGAGGAAAAGGAUGAACGAGAAUCUCUUGUGGACGACCUCUUGUCUGAUGGCGACGAUGUAGAGAUGACAGACGUGUAA
Fusarium mangiferae is the source of this 3078-nucleotide messenger RNA. RefSeq lists its product as uncharacterized. Gene Ontology annotation, biological process: mitotic chromosome condensation. NCBI's taxonomy places the organism in Eukaryota, Fungi, Ascomycota, Sordariomycetes, Hypocreales, Nectriaceae. The transcript is spliced from 2 exons. The record is from RefSeq and is a predicted model, not a curated record. Gene Ontology annotation, cellular component: condensin complex; condensed chromosome. Bases 1 to 3078 code for a protein of 1025 amino acids.